AUGGUAAGUCUAGUACCACUACCAGGCCAGUACAAUGAAGACGCCUUUUGGAAGAACUUCCCGUGUCCGGAAGACGCAGCCAUUGCUCCCUGUAUCUGCAGCUUCAGUGAUAACUUCACCCUCACCUGCAGUGACCUGGACAGCAAAGAGCAGCUGGCGGAAAUCUUCAAGGCAACUUUUCCCAUCAAUAGAUUCGAUUACUUUGUGUUGGAGAACUCAAACAUUGGCCAGCUCCAAAAAGGUGUGUUCGGGGACAUAGCCUUCAGCGCGGUGAUGCUGGACUCUAACAACCUGACUCUGAUUGACGAAGAAGUGUUUGCUACCUCCUACAACUUCCUCAAACAGCUCUACAUCUAUGAGGACAACAUGGGGGACGAGCUUGACUUCCCCAUUAAGGACAUUAAUCAAUUCACGAAACUGGAGGAAAUCGAUAUUAGUGGACCCUACAAGACGAUAAUUUCCCUGACGUUGCCUGAGCUGACAUCAGCUAGACUGAGUCUUGACUUCAUGAGCACCCUGCCAGCCACCACCUUCACUGGAGCUCCCAACCUGAUCACUCUCACACUAGAGUCCUCACCCAUCAUAAACAUUGAGCCAGACACCUUCAAGUCACUUACACAUCUGGAGUCACUGGAGAUAUUAUACGCUGACUUGUCGAACCUCGUUGAAAGCUCCUUCGCCUUCAACUCCGAAAACUUGACUUACGUUUAUCUGUCUGAAAACAACAUUCAAACCAUCGAAGUUGGAGCCCUGGCAGGCAUACACGGCGAGGCAGAGCUCGACCUGUCCUCCAACCUACUCGAAGAGCUUCAAGAAGGAGUCUUCAUUCCAGUCGUCAAAGAGCUGACGAGCGGACACAUCAACCUGGCAGAAAAUCCUCUCUUGUGUGGCUGUGACCUUCUCUGGAUUGCCUCUCUUUCUGAUGAGGAGAAGCAGCGUCUACAAGGUGUGGCCAAGUCUUGCAACAUAAACACUGAAGACUACGACAUGGACACCCUUCUGGACUUCCUGGUGUACCAGUGUUCCACGCACACUCCUGGCUCUCCUCAAAUGUAACCACCUCAUGACUUUCCUGCAAGGAGAGGAUGGCUACAGAUACUUAGUACAAGAGCCUUUCGUGUACGAACAAGGCACACACAGUGAAGAGUUAUGAAGGUAAUGUAUCAUCUGAGUAACGAGUCAGUUGGUGGACGAACAAUUAAAACAAGAUAAUGAUGAGUGUGAGAACUCACCUUGUUGAGUCCCACGUAUGUAACUUUCUUACGCUCUUUCCGAGCGUUUGUUUCCUUCAGUAAUAUAUACAUGAUAUACUUCACCAGUGAUGUUUGACCACAAAAUAAAGUUUAUGGAGAUCA
Messenger RNA from Cherax quadricarinatus, 1355 nucleotides. The record is from RefSeq and is a predicted model, not a curated record. NCBI's taxonomy places the organism in Eukaryota, Metazoa, Arthropoda, Malacostraca, Decapoda, Parastacidae.